CUGAUCAAUGCUUUCAGACAAAACUGAUCUGCCUGCUGAAAACUAAAACAAACACGCAACAAAAUCCCUCUUAAAGUUGUUGCUUAUUUAAAGGAUUUAAAUCAAGGAUGCAUGCAGGAGGAUUUUUUGCGUUGCUGUAGUUUCCUCCUGUGGCGGUGAAAGAAACAACAGAAUACCUCCACUGCUGCUUUCGCAAUCGGCACAACUGCAAACUUCAUGUCUGCAGCACCUGUGACGCAGCUGCAAGACAAAGAGCGCCACUCAUGUGGUGAAAGGCGCAGCAGCUGGGAGGUGAGGCACGAAAAGCCCCUCUUUCUCGUCGUGGGGUGCGGAUCGGGGAAUUUCCUCCUCACAAUGAGCCUCACUGUUGAAUGUGUCGAUGUGUACACACCUACCGGAGAUCAGGUUAGCAUGGUGGGUGCUAGCCGGCCCAGAAGCGUCAGGUCUGAAUGAAAACACUGGAGCACACAGUGAUGUCUGCAGCAGCACCACUGGAUGGAGACUGAUGGAUUCCCUGUGGUUUUCCUGCCCUGUGAAACCUGACCUCCGCCUUUUAUGCUCUUCACGGUCACAUAAUGGGACGCACACAAGCGGGUCAUCUGCAUCACUCUCGUCCUGUUAGGCGAUUCCUGACAAUGCAGGAGAAGUUUAGUUACACUGUUUUGUACAAAAGCAAUGAUGCUGCUUGCUUUGUCAUGAUGGGUUCCACCCAAACCCUGGAGGGAAAGUGAAGCUCGAUCCUGGAGCUGCAGACUGAUGACGGCGAUUCCUGUGCAGGAAAUACCUUCAAUACUGAGCGCUUAAAUUGAGAUUAUUGUUUUGCACAAGAAUAAGAGAAAAAAAACAGGAGUGAUGCACUUUUUCUCCUCCAUCCAAUACCUUUUGGACACGUUGGUUAAUUUUCAACUCCAUUCAAAAGGUGUUGGUGCAAAGACAAGCAGGUUUAUUGCUCUGAUGCCUGGUUUAGUCUGCAUCCCCAGAACCAAACAUGGAGAAGCAGCAUUCGGUUUUUAUGCUCCUCUGAUCUGGAACAAACUUUCAGUAAACUGCAAAACAACCGAAACACUGAGUCCCUUUAAAUAAAGACCUGUUUGGAUCUGCCUUUGAUUAGCAACUUUAAGCACUCUGCACCUUUAUAUGUGAGACGCAAACAUGACACUCUGCAGAGGCCAAGGUUAUGGAGAGAGCAGCUCAUUUUGGUCAGGCACGCCUAAGGGCCGGGCAGAAGGACCAGAAAAACCAGCUGCCUCAGAUGGUUCCUCUCUGCACAGCAAACUUGGAGUCUCCUCCUCUUUUACCCCUUCUCUCUCCUCCCUCCUUUAAUACUCACUGAAACCGCACACCGACGCACCUCUGCUUGGUUUUCAACCCUCUCCCUGUCUCAUAUUUUAGUUUUAUUACAGCUGAAGUUGUGUUGUCUUCUUCCAUUUCUCCUGUCUGACACCUUGAGCAGACCUGCUGUGAUCUACCGGCUCAUACAGGUGAACUAUGCCUCCUUCGGCCAGCUGACAGCGGGAGAACCAUCGCUGCUCAGCGCCCACCUGGGAAGGGCUUGAGCUGGAACACAGAGGAGUCCGUUUGGUUUUUGCUGAAAAUGAGUUCAUCUGCUUCGUCUGCGCCCAGCACCACAGCUUCUUCGAACACAACCUCAGUGACGAAAUCUAGAGAACAAAUUCUGAUCCAGAGCUCUGGGGCUAUGAUUGCUGUCAUUGUCAUCGGCAUCAUCAUCAUUCUUGCUCUUGUUCUCAUCGUCCUGAAGACGUACAACAGACGGACUCAUGAGUCCAGACUGCUGGGGGGCCGGGCGGGCUCCAAACCUCGUCCGAAGACGUCCCAGUCCACGUUUAACGGCAGCGUUCCUCUGAACAGCCUGGGGGUCAGCUCCGUGUCGGGCAGCAUCACCCACUCCAACCCGGUGUCCGAGGACGGCUUCCAGCUGUCCAGAGCGGACGGGAAUCACUCCGAGCAGUUCAGCACCACCAGCGACUACAGCGAGUCCACUGUGGUCACCGUGCACGACACGCCCUCCCCACUGAACACAUAGCAAUCAGCUCCACUGGCCGAGGUUUGAAUUCAAACCAACACGACUUGACUGAACCCUGCGGGAAUCUUCUUCAGCCUGGAAACUGGAGUGCUCAGAUUACAGGGAACAAACUGUGGAUUAUGAAGGAAGUGUUUUCUGAGAAAACAUCAAGGGAAUGGUUCUCAACGUUUUCUACAAACAUCCGUGAACUUGUUCGCUGCUCACUAGUUUGGAAACAGAAUGAUCACGUAGGAAGCAGUUAUGGAUUUAGUAGAUGACAGUGUAACAGAUUUAAUUCCCAUCAUUCUGUCUUUGUGUUCUCCUCACAGAUUAGCUUUAGGUUUACAGGAAGUAAAUACGUAUUUCAAUGAAGAAUCAAUGAAGAUGUUUUGUUUAGCAUCUGUCAGCAAAACCCAUUGAUGUGAAUCUUUAAUAAUUUGACACUAAAGUAUUUUGCACUUUA
Molecule: messenger RNA, 2486 nt
Organism: Poecilia reticulata (guppy)
Lineage: Eukaryota; Metazoa; Chordata; Actinopteri; Cyprinodontiformes; Poeciliidae
Source: RefSeq, a predicted model, not a curated record